This is a messenger RNA of Alexandromys fortis (reed vole), 1254 nucleotides long. RefSeq names its product crystallin beta A1 (gene Cryba1). Gene Ontology annotation, biological process: visual perception; lens development in camera-type eye. NCBI's taxonomy places the organism in Eukaryota, Metazoa, Chordata, Mammalia, Rodentia, Cricetidae. The transcript is spliced from 6 exons. The record is from RefSeq and is a predicted model, not a curated record. Gene Ontology annotation, molecular function: structural constituent of eye lens. Bases 1 to 648 code for a protein of 215 amino acids.
AUGGAGACCCAGACUGUGCAGAGGGAGCUGGAAACUCUUCCAACCACCAAAAUGGCUCAGACUAACCCCAUGCCAGGGUCCUUGGGGCAAUGGAAGAUAACCAUCUAUGAUCAGGAAAACUUCCAGGGCAAGAGGAUGGAGUUCACCAGUUCCUGCCCAAAUGUCUCCGAGCGUAGUUUUGAUAAUGUCCGAUCCCUCAAGGUGGAGUGUGGCGCGUGGAUUGGUUAUGAACAUACCAGCUUCUGUGGACAACAGUUUAUCCUGGAGAGAGGGGAAUACCCUCGAUGGGAUGCCUGGAGUGGGAGCAAUGCCUAUCACAUUGAACGUCUCAUGUCCUUCCGCCCUAUCUGUUCAGCGAAUCAUAAAGAGUCUAAGAUUACCAUCUUUGAGAAAGAGAAUUUUAUUGGACGCCAGUGGGAGAUCUGUGAUGACUACCCUUCCUUGCAAGCCAUGGGUUGGUUUAACAAUGAAGUUGGUUCCAUGAAGAUACAAUGUGGGGCCUGGGUUUGCUACCAGUAUCCUGGAUAUCGUGGUUACCAGUACAUCUUGGAAUGUGACCAUCAUGAAGGAGACUACAAACACUGGAGAGAAUGGGGAUCUCAUGCCCAGACUUUCCAGAUCCAGUCAAUUCGCCGUAUCCAACAAUAGUGGAUUAAAAGUUUCAGAUUUCCUCAAGUAUGAAACCUUGAUAAGCACUCUAGGCUUUAUGUUCUACUCAAUGCUUCCAAAUGUUAGCUGCUAAAAUCCAUAAUAAAUGUCAUUUAAAAAAAUCAAAAACCAGCCUCGGAGACUGAAUCAACUACCACACACAAAUCCCUCUUGUGGAUGACAUUUUAAAGAUAGUCUUAAUAUUCCCAGCCCAGGUCGUGGUGGCGCACAACUUUAGUCCCAGUACUCUAAAGGCAGAGGAAGGAGGACUGAGUUCAAUUGAAGUCAGCCUGGUCUAUAGUGCUUGUUUUAUGAUAGACAGAGCUACACAGAAAAACCAUCUUGGAAAACAAACAACUCAAAAUACCCUUGUAUGUAUUUGUCAAUUAUUUGCCAGGACAAGGACAAUAUUCCUAUAUCAAAUAACGCAAAUACUAUCACUCUGACUGAUUAUGCAUAUUUUCUCCCUAUCUCCACUAUUCUAAUAACCUAAGAAUCUUCCCAACUUUUUAAGAAUUAAGAAAUUUUGGCCGGGCGGUGGUGGCACAUGCCUUUAAUCCCAGCACUCAGGAGGCAGAGGUAGGUAAAUCUCUGAGUUCGAGGCCA